Molecule: messenger RNA, 981 nt
Organism: Capronia epimyces CBS 606.96
Lineage: Eukaryota; Fungi; Ascomycota; Eurotiomycetes; Chaetothyriales; Herpotrichiellaceae
Exons: 2
Coding region: 1-981 (326 amino acids)
Source: RefSeq, a predicted model, not a curated record
AUGACGAGUCGGCUCUCUUUCCACCUUCAGACCUUGAUUGUGCAGACGGAGGAAGAGCUAUCAUCUGUCGUUCAGCCUUCAGAGGCAGAUUCCUCCAAGACACUCGAGCUCGAAGAUUCGGCCUCCAACACUCCUGAACCUGCGUCGAAAUCGAAGUCUCCUCUCAAUCCUCCUGUAGUGCGAUUUGACGACCAAGUCACCACAAUCUCACCUGUGAAUUCAACCACCAACAUUGCAGGACAGCAGGACAAUCUAGACACAACUGCAGAGCCCAAGCCUCUACUAGGGCGUGUCUCAUCCCAGCCUCUCUCCGCACCGGCCGACGAGGAAGACCCAAACGACUUCGACUUUGACUGGGAAGGUCGACGAGAAUCCAUCAAGGCACGAUCUCUGAGAAACAGAGUGCGUAAGAGAUUCAGCAGCAACAACUCGGAAAGUGAACAGGCCAACAAGUCAACCAUGUCUUCCAAGGGAAACAACGAGCAAGAUGGCGCCGAUUCGCUCCCCGGUCUCAAGAGCAUCGUGUCGACGCUGAAAAAGGUCGGCUCCACUCACAGCAACAACAGCUCCAAGAGUGAAUCGUCGGAGACCACCCAGACACAGCCGUUCGACGACCUCCCAGGAGACCGAGCAGGACUCGAAGCUCGACUCAAUAUCCAUCUCGGCCGGCUUGACCGACUUCGCAACCAAGUCCGACUUUUCAACGAUGUCAUCCAAGACUACUAUGACUACUUCGAAUCCCAGCGCAACAUCCAUAACCUUGCCCCUUCGGUCGAGGCUCCUUUGAUAGAAGAGCUUGAACAGGUCCUUAAGAUGCGUGCCGGCUUCGAGAAGUCUGUCAAAUUCCACCACAAUACGAUCGAUCGAAUUGCAAGAGCGAGAGCGCAGUUGGAUAAGAGCCAGGGCUUGAAAUGCACCGUCUGGGACAUGUACAUGGGAUUCAAGCGUGAGGCCGAAUGGGCACAGCUCUUCGCCUUCUGA